GCAGGCAUAUCCGGCUCCGGUGUCAUGGCGGACUCCUACCCUGAAUGCGCUCCGGCUGCUGUCGGCGAGAAGCGGCAACAGUUUGGGAGCAGAUUCCUGAGCGAUCCGGCGCGCGUUUUCCACCAUAAUGCCUGGGACAAUGUGGAGUGGUCAGAAGAGCAGGCCGCCGCUGCGGAGAGGAAAGUCCAGGAGAACAGUACCCCGCGGGUGUGCCAGGAGAAGCAAGUUGAUUAUGAAGUCAAUGCCCACAAAUACUGGAACGAGUUCUACAAAAUCCACGAAAACGGGUUUUUCAAGGAUAGACAUUGGCUUUUCACUGAAUUCCCAGAGUUGGCACCUAACCCAAACCACAAUGACUUGAAUGAUUGGCUCUCAGAGAACAAGAGGAGUGAAGUACCUGAAGGUAGGAGCAAAGAGGAGGGACCUGGUUUAAAAACAGAAGAACAGCACACGUGUUCUUCAGAUAGCCUUGGACAUAAAACACAGAUGCCUCCUUUGGAAGAAGAUGUGACUCGGAAACUCAGUCACCUGGAAAUCCGUGCCGAUGAGUUCCCUGGGUCCUCAGCCACCUACAGAAUACUUGAGGUUGGUUGUGGUGUGGGAAACACAGUCUUUCCGGUUUUACAAACCAACAAUGAUCCGGGACUCUUUGUUUACUGUUGUGAUUUUUCUUCCACAGCCAUAGAACUGGUCCGGACAAAUUCAGCAUAUGAUCCUUGUCGGUGCUUUGCCUUUGUUCACGAUCUGUGUGAUGAAGACGCGACUUACCCAGUGCCCGGGGGUAGCCUCGAUGUCAUCAUCCUCAUAUUUGUUCUCUCGGCGGUCAUUCCAGACAAGCACACUGCAAGGAAGAGGAAUGCUGUCCUUGAGGAGACCUGGUCUUCAUUCUCUGUUGGCCCACAGGAUGCAGAAGGCUAUCAGCAGGCUGAGCAGGCUGCUGAAGCCCGGCGGGAUGAUGCUUCUGCGAGACUACGGCCGCUACGACAUGGCGCAGCUUCGGUUUAAAAAAGGGCCUCUUGGCAAAUUGAUAAGGAGAAGAUCGGCCUCCCACCCAAAACAACAGGAAGGAAAAUUUUAGAGUUGAUUCACCGAAGGGCAGAUCCAAGUGGCCAGAAACAAAGGUAACAAAACUUAAGAGUGAGAUAACCACUUCUUAAACCUACUGCUGGCCAUUUCAAAGAGGGAGAUACACUUUUCCAUUACUGGUAGAAAUAAGUUGUUAAAUGGUGUUUGGGUUUUGUUUUUGUUUUGUUCCAUUUUGUUUUUUUAAGCACACUGGUGUUAUCUACUCAGUCUAAAAGUCCUUCGGGGAAUUACUCAAGAACUAGCACGUAAUGUGCGUUUAGGCAAAGUCUUUGAAACAAAGUGAAUGUCUCUGCAGAAGGGGGGCAUCACACGUGCGGCGUGAGGUGGACCCCACACCAGUGGUCCUGGGUGGGGGGGUCUCUGUCCUACCUUCCCAGACGAGAAAAGCAGUGUGCGGGGUGACUGUCUCCAACUGGUUCGCGUCUACAAGAGUGGCUGGGGAGGAAUAAGCAAAGCAAGUGAGAUUAUAGUGACGUUCCAGAAGUGUAGGAUUACCUGGCAGGCUGGUAAGCUGACGUUAGGUCAGAGGCCGUGCUGGCUGAGGGCCGGGCACGCGGACCGUACCCGUGAGUGUGUGUGGCCGUGUGGAGAGAUGUGGGCAGCGGUCGUGGUGGCUCAGGUUUCCUCCCCGUCGGUCUAGCUACAGUCUGUGGCUUUGAUCGAUCGACUGAUUUUUAUUUUGUUUUACAAAGAGUCUGUGGUAUUUAUUGUAUGCGGGAGGGGGCAAAACAUUUGCAGCAUGAACCGGCUCUAGACGAGAAGGCGGAGGCCCGCAGGACGGAGCACUGGGGUUUGAGCGCCCCCGGGGCUGCCCAUGUCCACAGCACGAGCCCACAGGUGCCCCGCGUCACGAGGAAAGCCUUCUGUUCUCUGCCCAAGAAAUCGGUGUCGGUGCUGCACGUGGGAUUGGCAGUGAGAGUCAAAGAGGUGCCGGAAAGUUUCUCUGAUUUUUAUCACCUCGC
Messenger RNA from Lutra lutra (Eurasian river otter), 2048 nucleotides. It is a transcript of the gene METTL2A, whose product is annotated as methyltransferase 2A, methylcytidine. The record is from RefSeq and is a predicted model, not a curated record. Lineage: Eukaryota; Metazoa; Chordata; Mammalia; Carnivora; Mustelidae. The coding region runs from base 25 to 1005 and encodes 326 amino acids. The transcript is spliced from 8 exons. Gene Ontology annotation, molecular function: tRNA (cytidine-N3)-methyltransferase activity.